Selaginella moellendorffii is the source of this 498-nucleotide messenger RNA. RefSeq names its product methylecgonone reductase-like. Gene Ontology annotation, molecular function: oxidoreductase activity. The transcript has 3 exons. Lineage: Eukaryota; Viridiplantae; Streptophyta; Lycopodiopsida; Selaginellales; Selaginellaceae. Bases 88 to 477 code for a protein of 129 amino acids. The record is from RefSeq and is a predicted model, not a curated record.
CCAUGGAAGAAUGCUUUCGAAAGGGGCUGGCCAAGGCAAUCGGUGUGAGUAACUUUAGCACGAAAAAGCUGCACGACUUGCUUCAACAUGCAAAGAUCACUCCUGCAGUGGAUCAGGUUGAAUUACAUGAGAGACUUGUGCAAGAGAAAUUGUGUCCAAGUGAUUGCUUGGUCACCUCUAGGUGGUCUUGGCAAGCCUUGGGGAAGCAAAUCCGUUAUAGAGCAUCCUGUUAUCCAGGAAAUCGCUCUAAAGCACCACAAAUCUCCUGCUCAGGUGAUCAUACGAUGGCUCACGGAAAUCGAUGUAGCUCCCGCUGUCAAGACCUACAACUCCCAGAGACUUCUGGAAAACAUUAACAGCUUCGAUUUCAGCUUGGCAGACGGGGACCAUAAACGAAUCGAGACCAUCGCACAGGAAAGGCUUGGUAUGUGGGAUGCUUUGUGCAAUUUCACUACCAGUCCUUACAAGUCACUUUGAAUGCCAUCAUAAGCUAUAUAA